This is a messenger RNA of Suillus plorans, 700 nucleotides long. RefSeq lists its product as uncharacterized. The record is from RefSeq and is a predicted model, not a curated record. The coding region runs from base 288 to 587 and encodes 99 amino acids. The transcript has 2 exons. Lineage: Eukaryota; Fungi; Basidiomycota; Agaricomycetes; Boletales; Suillaceae.
AGUGCCGUCAUUGAGCCUGCUGCUGCCAGGAGGGAUUAGUGAUGGGGACGUGAACGUGGAUGAGUUUUUGGGAAUGGACAUGUGGAAGGUCGUCGAGGCAUUUCCCAUUUACUACACAUAUGCAAUGGCUCUCUAUCGUCUUUUUUGCACUAACGUAUAAUGAUAGAUUAUUAUUAGCAAGGCUUCUGAGCUCUUGGCAAUGACGCUGAUGACCACUACUCCACUGAAUAAAAAGGGGUCCAGGGCGAGAAUCAAUCUAAUUCUAACUUGUCCAUCACGCGCUACUUAUGGCGACGAUUAUUGCUGCGUUGACGAACUUUGGGCUGUCUUUGGCUGCUAUUGGGCUGUCGUUGUUGUAUUCUGUGCUAGCUGUGUUCCAAGCUGCCUUCGCGCUUGUUCAAAGCAUGAUUGAGAGUAUACUGAAGCUGGGACAGAGCAUCACUACUCUGGUGCUGGAGUUGUUUCAGGGAAUGUUCGGGUUCGUUCUCGCAAACUUCGCUGCAAUUUUCGUCAUUGGUGCAGUGUACUACUUAUACACGCUCAGACAGCAGGGAAAGGGACCCAAGGUGUUGCAGAAGAGGUUCUGACUUGACUGCGUCGGUAAUCGAAGAGAAUCCCGGGUUCUCAGGCUGUGCAUCAUUAGUAUUACGACCACACAUGCUGCCCCAAGCUGAAUCGUUUUGACAUGACUAUGAGCUAU